AUGGACCAUAUGGAGGCCGAGGGCCCCGAGAGUGAUGGGAAGGAGACACUUGGCAGACGUGCAUGUGACCAAUGUCGUCUACGAAAGAUUAUCUGUCGCUCGACCGGGGCAGGCCAGAAGCCGUCAGAGCCGCGCAAGCGGGUCUUGAUCUCCAGUCAAUAUGAAAGGAAGAUUGACCUGAUCGAGGAGCGCCUGGGGAGCAUCGAAAACCUCCUGCGUGAACUGAGGUCGAACACUGCGACCACCGGCAGUGGUCCCGAGUCAUACUACCAUUCCACCCCGAUCUCCAGCCGGAUGAGUCCCUCAGCCACGGGCCAUGCCUCGAGCGGUCCCGUGCCCGUGGAGGACCCCGAGGCGACCCCAGCUUUUGAGGGCAACUCGUCGCUCGCCGCGCACUCGGCCUACGCGAGCGAGUUCCUGGAGACGGCCGUCUCGCGCAGCGCGCUGCAGGUGUCUUCACCCACGAUCCAGGCCGCCCUCUCCACCCUGAAGCAGAUGGUCAGUAUGCAAGACCAUCAGGCUCACUCCCCGGCCCGCGAGAUCCGCUUCCCCAAUCAGAAGAGCAUCCUGGGGUCCGGCAUCCGGGACCUCGCCAUGCCCCCUGUCCAGGUCGUUCUGUCCCUCCUCCGCAAAUUCAAAGAGAAACCGAACAGCUUGCAAGGCGUCUCUCCGUUCCUGACGUGCGAGCGGCUCAUCGAGAAAUGUCGCGAGGUCUACUUCGCCACCGACGAGUUCUCGGACGCGGCGUUCAUCAUUGUACACGGCGGGCUCUAUUAUGUCAUCAGUGAAUACAUCACUACGGUCGAGGAUCCCAAGACGCGCGAAGAGUUCCAGCGGUAUCUCCGGCUGUGUCAGACGAAUAUUGAAACGGCGCUUGCCAACUUGAGUAUCUGCAUGCCGGCACGGGCGGAGUACGUCGAAGCACUGGCGAUGGGGGCGCUCUACGCGAUUGAGAUGUCGAAGCCGUCGUUCGCUUUGACGCUGACCUCGACGGCAGCCCGGCUCUGCCAGACUCUGGGGUAUCAUCGGACGCCCGCGACAGACCUGGACACAGAGAGCCUCCGCGGCCGCCAGUUGUUCUGGACGAUCUACACCCUCGACAGAGCCAUAUCCUUACGACUGGGCCGGGCGUCGACGAUCCAGGAUUAUGAUAUCACCAUGCUCGGGCCGAACGAAAUCACAGGGGCACAGGAGCCUUGGAACAGCAUUUUCUCGAUCUGGAUCAAGUUCGCUACUCUUCAGGGGAAAGUGUAUGAGAAGCUGUACAGUCCCGCGGCGUUGUCGCAGCCCGAGAAUGAGAGGGCGGAACAGGCUCGCCAGCUGGCUGCGCAGGUGCUGGAAACUGUCGAGGAGCCGUUUGACCACAUCCUGAACACCCAGAAGAUCUCUCGCAUGGACAGAAUGUACUUAUGGUCGGACAAGAUCGCCAGGAAAUCGGUUCUGACGCUGAUCUACCGAGCGAUUCCUCCCCCUCGAGACUCGCAGAGCACUUUCGUCAUAGAAUGUAUUGCAACCGCUCGAGACGCACUCGAGUUACUGAAGGAAACCAUGAUCGAGGUCAAGGAGAUGACCGAGAAUAUCCAGGCGUCUUAUCUACACUGGACGGUUCUCUACGCUCCCUUCGUGCCCUUCGUGGUCUUGUUCUGCCACACGAUAGCGACGUCCUCGUGGGAGGACCUGAACCGCCUUGAGGAAUUUGUUCUUUGCGUCCAGCCCAACUGUUUCCUUUCGGAGGCCAUCGCCAAGCUGUACCGCCUGUGUCAGGUGCUCAGCAAUGUCGCCAGGCUGUACAUCGAGGCCAAGGCGCAGGCGCAGGCGCGCGAGGAUCGGAACCUUGCGUCCGUGGGGCAGGAAUUCGAUGUCUAUCUGAGCGCGCUAGGGCUUGCGCCUGCGGCGGCCCAUGAUGGCGAUGCGGGCUGGACCUCGGUGCCUACUACGACUGCUGCUGCUGCUGGGGCAGGGGCAGGGGCUGUGCCCGGGGCGAUAAGGUCCGGGAACGACGGACACUACGCAGAGGCUCCGAUGCCGCAGACGGAUCAACUGGGAAAUUGGUUCUCGGGCAAUCAGCACAUGAUGGGAUUGUUGGAGGAGGAUCUGUCUGUUUUCGAUCCUUCGUGGACAGGAUGA
Molecule: messenger RNA, 2127 nt
Organism: Aspergillus homomorphus CBS 101889
Lineage: Eukaryota; Fungi; Ascomycota; Eurotiomycetes; Eurotiales; Aspergillaceae
Product: putative C6 transcription factor
Exons: 8
Coding region: 1-2127 (708 amino acids)
Biological process (GO): DNA-templated transcription
Molecular function (GO): zinc ion binding; DNA binding
Source: RefSeq, a predicted model, not a curated record